AUGCCUUUCUCAUCUUUUUCGGACUACUCGCCAUGUUCCACGGACAUUCUACACCUUCGUCACAAGGGCAUGGAACUUUCCCUACCAAUCCCAGAUAUUCAUUUUACCCUAUUUGAGUUACAGAAGAAUGCAUUCCUCUCGUCGGACUGGACCGAAGAAAAUUGGUCCUCGCGUCUUGCGAUGGCAUUCGGCUUUCUGGAGUUUUUACUCAGUCAAGACCACAUCUCUGAGUCCGCGUUUGCAUGCAUUCGACGAGCGUUCGAAUGUGAAUUCCUCGGGGAUGAGGGUGAGAUACACUCGCUGGUUGUCGACCUAGCUACGAGCUCCGACGAAAGGGAACGAUGGCUAGGCAUCUACUAUAGACUGAUAGAAGCUAGCGGUGAUAGCUUCCAAGGGUCAGACGUACAUAUGGCCCAGCGUCUGAGUGCUCUUUUUGAACGCGCAAAGCGCGUUGAGUUUCAAUUCAUGGCCGUGUUUGGCGGCCAAGGGGAUUCAAGCCGGACCUGCGCGCAAGAACUUGCAGGACUCUAUAGAGCUUACAAGCCCAUGCUUCGCCAUUUUAUUCGUGUUGUAGGGUCUGAUCUACAAAAGCUUUCUGCCCGGCAUGAAUUUAGCUCAUACUAUAAGGAUUGGCGACUGGACCUUGAAGAAUGGGUUACCAAUCCUAGUAGUAUCCCCAGCCCCAACGUCAUUUUCCCGGCCCCUGUGAGCGUUCCGGUCAUUGGAGCUCUCAGUCUUGCUCGAUAUUGCGUUAUUUGCCAUCUGAUGGGUAUUAGUCCCGGCGAUUUACGGUCGUUAUUUCAAGGGACUACUGGUCAUUCGCAGGGAAUUUUGGUUGCCCUUACUAUUGCGCGGUCUGAAUCGUGGAGCUCGUUCUAUCAAAAUUCCCAACAGGCCGUACAGAUAUUGUUUCGGCUAGGAUGGGAAUGUCAUCAUGCUGCACCUUGCAGUAUGGUCCCAGCUGCACACCUCAGCGGGCUCGAUGAAGGGACUGAGCCUUCAUAUAUGUUAAGUGUGCGUGGUUUGGAAGAGGGUCAAAUGCGAGCUAUUCUGGACGAUCUUAACGCCAGCUUGACGCGAGAUCAAUGGCUUUAUAUCGCCCUAAUAAAUUCAUAUGACCAAGUUGUUAUAGCCGGCACAGUGGCGUCUUUAUUGCAUCUGGAUAGCUAUCUCACCAGUCUGUCCGGUUCUGAAGAAGGCCAAACCCGUGUUCCUGCCAGUAUCCGAAAGCCUUCCAUUCAAAAGAACUUCCUCUCUGUUAGCACGACUUUUCAUACCUCCUACCUUACACAGGCUGCUGAAGCUGUAAAAACCCAUCUUUCCGAUUUUGUAAUCGAUCCACAUCACUUGGGAAUUCCAGUUUAUCACCCUCGGACUGGUCAAGAUCUACGGCAACAGACUACUAACAUCCUGCCUACUGUCAUAGAUGCCAUUGCCUCUGAACUUUGUGAUUGGCCUUGUGCACUGGCAGGCCAUGAUAAACUCCAAAGAACCCCAAUAUCGCACUUCAUUGUUUUCGAUCGUGGUAGUCUGGGAUUAUUGGUAAAACGAGUUAGGGAAGGUUGGGGCGCUCGGGUUAUCCAGGGAGGCGAUUUGGAUUCUCGAGACCCUGAACUCGGCACUCUAAGAGACCUAUUGGCGCCGAAACUUUUGUACACAUCGAGCAGAAUUCAGGGUUGGGGACAGCGUUUCCAACUACGUUUGACAACAGCGGACCCUGUUCAGCUGGAGACGCGCCUGGGCCGAUUGCUGGGAGCAUCUCCUAUCAUGGUGGCAGGAAUGACCCCAACAACGGUUAACGUUGGCCUUGUUGCUGCUAUUAUGAAAGCAGGAUAUCACGCUGAACUUGCGGGGGGCGGUUUCCAUGUUGCCUCUCAGAUGGAAGCAGCUAUUGAUGAACUUGUUCGCCGUAUUCCCCGUGGGCGAGGCAUUACGUGCAACUUGAUAUAUGCCAACCCCAGAGCUAUGGCAUGGCAAAUUCCUCUGAUUCGUCGUAUGGUACGAGCUAAAGUUCCAAUCGAAGGAUUAACGAUCGGUGCUGGUGUGCCUUCCCUCGACGUUGCCAGCGAUUAUAUCCGGACAUUGGGUCUGCGGCAUAUUGCGUUCAAGCCUGGAUCAGUAUCUACUAUCCGGGCCGUCGUGGAAAUAGCAAAGGCCCACCCUGAAUUUCCCAUCAUCUUGCAAUGGACCGGGGGACGCGGGGGAGGUCAUCAUUCAUUCGAGGAUUUUCACGCACCUAUCAUCACAACCUAUCCCCUCAUUCGGCAGCAUUCUAAUAUCUAUCUUGUGGCCGGAAGUGGACUUGGGAAUAGUCAAAGUAUCUAUCCUUACUUAAGUGGCUCCUGGUCAGCUCAAAUGGGACAUCCCCCCAUGCCAUUUGACGGAAUACUAUUAGGAAGCCGUAUGAUGGUAGCUAAGGAGGCAGGAACUUCGCCGGCUGUCAGGACGAUUAUCGGCAACGUCCCCGGAGUACCUGACCAUGAAUGGGAAAAAACAUACACGGGUUCUGCAGGAGGUGUUAUAAGUGUUAAAUCAGAAAUGGGGGAGCCGAUUCAUAAGAUUGCUACCAGAGGAGUACGGUUUUGGGCCGAAAUGGACAAAACCGUCUUCAACCUACCGAAGGAUAGCAGGUUGGCAUAUCUCACCAACAACCGCGAUUCAAUUAUUCAACGACUGAAUUCAGAUUUCGCGAAGCCAUGGUUCGGGCGCAAUACUCACGGGGAUGUUGUCAAUCUCGAGGAUAUGACCUACGUUGAAGUCCUUGAGAGAAUGAUUGAGUUAAUGUACAUCCAUCAUAGCAAACGCUGGAUUGACCCGUCCUAUAUCGAUUUCACCAUGGAAAUUGCAACUCGCUGGUCCGAGAGACUGCCUUGCACUGAUAAUGACUGCGGAGACCUGCCUCUUGAACUCCUCACAGAGUCACCCGAUUCGUUUCUAAUUUCCUUUAGCAAUACUUUCCCAACAGCGGAGGAUCAGCUCAAUCCCGAGGAUGGUUGGUUCUUUCUGAUGCAGUGUAAAAAGCCAGGCCGAAAGCCCGUCAACUUUAUUCCUGCCCUGGAUGAAGACUUUGAAUACUACUUUAAAAAAGAUUCAUUGUGGCAGUCCGAAGAUGUUGACGCUGUGGCUGGGCAGGAUGCUGAGAGAGUCUGUAUUCUACAUGGUCCCGUGGCAGCCCAAUACUCUAGCGAUGAUGGUAAAUCAGCAAAGGAAAUACUGGACUCAAUAUCGGCUGGCGUUGCAAGCCUUAUGCAAGAGAAACUCUGCACUCACGACUUCAUGUGUAGCCCAGAAAGCGGUUUGGUCACCCCAGUCUCUUGGUCCACGACCUCUUUGGCGGGAAGAGACCUUAUUGAUGAGAUAUCUUCUUCAUUUACUUCACUUUCUGACGCUCCAGACGACGACUCCUUUCAUUCCGGAGGGGUCAGUAUUGGGUCCUCUAGCGGGUUUCCGGCCUGGCUGCAUGCAAUACUCGGAAACCAGAGUAUACUACAGAAUCAUACCCGCCACAGGAACCCGUUUCGCAAAGUUAUGCAAGUCACCCCUGAGGCGUCCAUUCAUUUGGAUCGAGAUCGUUCAGAGGUGCAUGUCGUAUUACAAGAUCCGUGUGGAAUCACCUCAUCCAUUAGAGCGGCAUCCCCGAAUGGGAGUGACCUGCGAAUCGACGUUUAUGCACCUAAGAAAUCCGAUCCAUUAACCCUCUUUUACAGAUUCACCCAAUCGUGCGGCGUAUCGGGGUUGAGCGAGGUUAUGGAAGAGCGUAAUGAGAGGAUCAAAGCAUUUUAUAGCAGACUUUGGCUUGGACGAGAUGUGGAUUCUAAUUUAUGCGUGCCGGAUACAUUUCACGGAACUUCAAUGCAAUUAACGAAGCCGCUUCUUGAUGGUCUGGUGCAGACUAUGGCACCGGCCUUUCUCAACCACCGACUCAUGGUAACGGACUCGGGAAUUCUACCGAUUAGCACAGGAAUCAUCAUUGCCUGGGAGGCCAUAGUCCAACCACUGGUUCUACGUGAGAUUGGCGGCAAUCUUCUCCGGCUAGUUCACUGCUCAAACAUGUUCCAGUAUUGCCACGGGGCGAACCCACUAGUUGUGGGCGAUGUUGUGAGAUCUGAAGCGAAGGUGCAGAGUAUCUAUCCGGAUGAUGCCGGAACCGUGGUUGUUAUAGAAUGUUGUAUCAUUCGGUCAGAAAAGCCGGUGUUGACAGUAACAUCAACCUUUAUAUUCCGAGGGCCCUUUUGCGAUUGGAAGAAUAUAACAGCAUUCCGUCGAGUAAAAGAACCUGAACGGGCUCUUGAUGUUUCCUCCAGGCUGGACGAGUUGGUUCUUCUGAGUCGGGAAUGGUUCCAUUUGUGCAAUGAUUCGAUGAGCCUUGUUGGAAAAUCAGUGACCUUUCGCAUUGAAACACUUACAAAGUACGGGGAAGACGGGGCGAGGAGUAUACAUGUUACCGGAAACGCCCUCGCUCGGCUGGACGGCCUCAAGCACCAGCAAGUUGGAGUUAUAAACUUCAACUGCGAACAAUGCAGCGGAAAUCCUGUCAUAGACUUUCUUGAGCGGAGAGGGAGAUUGUCUGAAGCUCAAACAAAAUUCCCGACACCUGGAUGGAGCACUCGGCUCUCAAUGGAGGUGCGGAUGCCGUUGAACAAUCAACCAUAUGCUGAAUUGUCCAAAGACUACAAUCCGAUUCACACCUCAUCCAUCUUUGCGAGUCUAGCUGACAACCACGGAACCAUUUGCCAUGGAAUGUGCACUUCAGCAAUAACAGAGAGAGUACUGGAGUACCUGGUUCUGGAGGGAAACAGGGAGCAUCUGCGUCGUUUCGAGGCUAGGUUCACGGCAAUGGUGAUGCCGGGAGACGAGCUAUUGAUCCAGUUGAAACAUACAGGCAUGAUUGGAGGGCGGAUGUGCUUCGAUAUUAUCGCGGUGCGCAAGAAGACCGAUGAACUUGUGCUUGAAGCUAAUGCGGAGGUUGAGCAGCCCAAUACAGCAUAUUUGUUCACGGGCCAAGGUAGCCAAAGUAAAGGGAUGGGAAUGGAUCUGUAUAGCAAAAGCCCAAGAGCAAGAGCUCUAUGGGAUGGUGUAGACCAACAUUUAUUCAACGCUUAUGGGUGGUCCGUUUUGGAUAUUGUACGAAACAACCCGAAAUCCUUGACCAUCCACUUCGGAGGCUGGAAAGGACGGGGCAUUAGACAACGGUACUUGGAUAUUACCAGGGGAGUGCAACUCGCAGACGGAAACCUGGUCCAGAAGCCUGUGUUAGCUGAGCUUACCCCGACUUCUACCUCGUACACAUUUACGAACCCUAAAGGCCUACUCUAUUCAACGCAGUUCGCACAGCCGGCUAUUUUGUUAUUCGAGGCAGCCGCCUUUGCCGAGUUGCGCGCUCAGGGGUAUGUGUGUGAUAGAGCCGUUUAUGCUGGACACUCCCUUGGGGAAUUUGGGGCUUUAUCAGCUCUCUCCGAGACUAUCCCGACAAGUGCUCUCGUUGAGUUGGCCUUUUACCGGGGGGUAAUGAUGCAGGGAUCUGUGCGAAAAGGAGACCACCACGAAGGGCCAACAUAUGGAAUGAUGGCCACGAACCCUAAACGCGUGGGGAAUUACUUCUCCCACGAUGCAUUAAGCUUCAUUGUCCAGACAGUUGCCUCUAUGAGCAAUGAAUUACUCGAAAUUGUGAACCUCAACGUCGAUGGUGAACAAUAUGUGUGUUCCGGAACGACAGCAAAUCUUUAUGUGAUGGGCAAAUUGAUCGACCACAUAGCAUCAGCGCCUGAUGGAUCUCACCUGGUUUCCGAAUUUAUGAAAUCCCGCGACACGACAGCUAGCGAACUGCAUUCUGUGAUCAGCACUCUCAUCGGCCAGGGGAAAUCACUCCCACGAAAUAUCGAGCUUCAACGAGGAAAAGCCACCAUUCCCCUGCAAGGAAUUGAUAUACCUUUUCACUCCAGCCAUCUUCGUACCACAGUGGACAGAUUCCGACAAUGUCUUUUACGCCCAAACUUCCUCGUCGACAACGUUGACGUGGAGCAGCUGGUAGGGAGAUACAUCCCGAACCUGAUGGCGAAACCAUUCUCUUUGGAGGAACCGUACAUUCGUGAGGCCUUUGAAAUCACGCAAAGUCCAGUAUUGGGUGAAAUCCUCGGAGUUUGA
This is a messenger RNA of Aspergillus ochraceoroseus IBT 24754, 6144 nucleotides long. RefSeq lists its product as uncharacterized. Gene Ontology annotation, biological process: long-chain fatty acid biosynthetic process. The transcript is spliced from 4 exons. Bases 1 to 6144 code for a protein of 2047 amino acids. Gene Ontology annotation, cellular component: fatty acid synthase complex. Lineage: Eukaryota; Fungi; Ascomycota; Eurotiomycetes; Eurotiales; Aspergillaceae. The record is from RefSeq and is a predicted model, not a curated record. Gene Ontology annotation, molecular function: fatty acid synthase activity; enoyl-[acyl-carrier-protein] reductase (NADH) activity; [acyl-carrier-protein] S-acetyltransferase activity.